Gekko japonicus is the source of this 609-nucleotide messenger RNA. RefSeq names its product neurotrophin receptor-interacting factor homolog. The record is from RefSeq and is a predicted model, not a curated record. The transcript is spliced from 5 exons. NCBI's taxonomy places the organism in Eukaryota, Metazoa, Chordata, Lepidosauria, Squamata, Gekkonidae. Gene Ontology annotation, biological process: regulation of DNA-templated transcription. The coding region runs from base 166 to 609 and encodes 147 amino acids.
ACGUUUUUUUGUUUUUUAAACUUUACAUUUAAAGAGAGCCUCCGGGAAGGUAAAGUUUAAUGCUGGAAGCGCGUAAAGAACGGGGGCUGUUUUUGCUGCAGACGGAGAUUUCGAACAGCACGUGGGAAAAGAAGGCGAAGCUGAUGCUUGGAGCCGCCGGGGCUGAUGGCAGACAAGCACACACAGAAGCAGAUCCUGGAGAAGUUCCUGGCCGCCCUUCCCCAGAAAAUGCAGUCCUGGCUCAGGAAGUGUGGCCCUGAGAUGUAUGACCAGGCAGUAGCCCUGGCAGAAGGCUUUCUGUUCAAGCAACAGCAAGAGGAGAGGAAGCAGGGGCCUGUGACCUUUGAAGAGGUGGCUGUGCAUUUCUCUGGGGAAGAAUGGGCUCUGUUGGAUCCGGGCCAGAGAGCUCUCUACAGAGACGUUAUGGUAGAGAAUUAUGGGAAUGUGGCCUCUCUAGGCAGCAGUGAAAGGACACCCUUGACGCCUUCUCCACCGUUUCCUUUGUCCGGUGAAGGGAAAAGAGCUGCCAUGGAGCCAUCUCAGCCUGAGCUCCGCUACAGGUUUUCUCUUCUGCCGCUGAGCCGCGGAAGCCGAGCAAACACUCCGUGA